Messenger RNA from Acanthosepion pharaonis, 696 nucleotides. Lineage: Eukaryota; Metazoa; Mollusca; Cephalopoda; Sepiida; Sepiidae. The record is from the annotation of a GenBank genome assembly.
AUGAAUGGCAACGACCUAUCUAUCUAUCUAUCUAUCUAUCUAUCUAUCUAUCUAUCUAUCUAUCUAUCUAUCUGGUCAUUAGCAGUCGAAUCUAUCUAUCUAUCUAUCUAUCUAUCUAUCUAUCUAUCUAUCUAUCUAUCUAAGCCUAUUUGCAACGAUCUAUCUACUAUAAUCUAUCUAUCUAUCUAUCUAUCUAUCUAUCUAUCUAUCUAUCUAUCUAUCUAUCUAUCUAUCUAUUUAAGCCUAUUUUCAACGAUCUAUCUAUCUGAAUAUAUAUGGUCAUUAGCAAUAGACUAUAAUCUAUCUAUCUAUCUAUCUAUCUAUCUAUCUAUCUAUCUAUCUAUAUUUCUAUCAACGAUUUACGACGAUCUCUAUCCCAACGACCUACAAUCUAUCUAUCUAUCUAUCUAUCUAUCUAUCUAUCUAUCUAUCUAUCUAUCUAUCUAUCCAUCAAAGCAUAUUUGCAGCGAUCUAUCUACUAUAAUCUAUCUAUCUAUCUAUCUAUCUAAACUUAUUUAUAUCGAUCUAUCUGUAUAUAUAUGGGCAUUAACUGCAAAUCUAUCUAUCUAUCUAUCUAUCUAUCUAUCUAUCUAUACUAUAAUCUAUCAAUCUAUCUAUCUAUCUAUCUAUCUAUCUAUCUAUCUAUCUAUCAAUCUAUCUAAGCCUAUUUGCAAUGAUGUAUCUAUCUAUCUGUAA